Molecule: messenger RNA, 1863 nt
Organism: Fusarium poae
Lineage: Eukaryota; Fungi; Ascomycota; Sordariomycetes; Hypocreales; Nectriaceae
Exons: 1
Coding region: 1-1863 (620 amino acids)
Source: RefSeq, a predicted model, not a curated record
AUGCAAACCCCCAAAAUCAGCCCUGUGCGGUCCUGGUCUUGGGAAAUUAUAUCACUUCUAUUUGCCCUCGCACUCCUCGUCGCCAUCAUCGCAGUUCCAGCACAUUAUAAUGACAAAGUUCUAAAACGAUGGCCGUACGAUAUCAGUCUCAACACCACAAUCGCCAUUCUGAGCACCUUUAUGCGGGCGUCUAUGAUGCUCGUUGUCGCUGAAUUGAUCGGGCAGAUGGGAUGGUACUCUCUACGAAAACCGCGUCCUGUUUCAGACCUUCACCACUUCGACAAUGCGAGUCGAGGCAUCCUUGGAGCUAUAAAGCUGUUCUGGAAUGUCCCUCCACGUCUCGCAAGCAUCAUCGCCGCAAUCAUCAUCAUCCUUUCACCCGCUAUUGCACCAUUUUCUCAGCAAGCUGUCAGGACUGUCCCUUGCUCACGCGAAGUCUCAGGUUCAGCUUCCUUGCCAAUCUCACACUACGUCCCAGCUCCAGAGUCAUCAUAUCGAGUCUCUUCCGCUCAACGCGAGAUUUCAAACGAUAUGAAGGCUACCAUGAUUAAUGGUCUUGUCAAUCCCAACGGAAAAGACAUAAAUAUCGAAGCUACAUGCGCCAGUGGAAACUGCACCUUUGCAGAAAACUCACAAGGCGUGACCCAUACCUCUGUUGCAAUGUGUAGUUCAUGUCUUGACACUACCGAGUUCAUCAAGUUGAAUAUCACCAACGAGGAAACAGGCUAUCCAAUCGUCAACUAUACUUUGCCAAACGGGCUAUAUUUUAUUCCGAUAAGAGGCCGGCUGUUGGAUACUGCAACUGGAGACGUUGAUUGGGCUCUUGGUGGAGUUGAUUCUGAUUUUGCAGAAAUGACAAAAAGAUCAAUCACGAACUUGACCAUCUUGACCUCGUCACAGAGUGCCUGCACAAACAUAUCCAGAAAUGAAGCGGAUUGUCCCGAGGAUAGAUUCACCAACGACCUACCGGAACCUAAGCACUACAGGGCGCAGAAUGCAGUAGCCAUGACCUGCGCGCUCUACCCUUGUCUAAAACAUUACCACGCCCAGGUCAAGGUAGGAAAGCUCGAGGAGAAAGUUGUCAAUAAAGAGCCGUUGACGCCUAUUGAGAUCAAUUUGAACGACGAAGGAGGGGGAGCGGCCAAGAAUAUCAACCGAGUUACCGUCCAGUCGCCUUGUUUGGUUGAUGGCGAGGAAUACAACUUUGACAAUUUCUCUCGCAUGGCCGAAUCCACAGAGGGCGCCUCAACAGUGGAGAUUGACGGCAAAAAUUAUACCGCUCCGAACCAGUGCAUAUACGAAUUUGGGUUUGGAUACUCAAUGGGCUUUGGGGCCUUCAUGAGAGAUACACUCUUUAAUAGAGCCUGCAAUGCAAGUUAUAUGGUAGGAUCACCUGCAGAUUGCGGCAGCAGAUGGUGGCUUACCCCUCUAUACAACUCAUCCUACGAAACCCUGGAUACUGCAAUGGAUGAGUUCACCACGGCUAUUACGAACAACUUCCGCAGGCAAGCAAGAAGAGGUUUUAAUACCUCAGGGACAGAUAGAGUCACGGGAACAGUAAACGAAACCACCAUCUGUACCGUCUUUGACUGGCGCUGGAUUUUACUACCAGCUGGCUUGAUGGCAAUCACAAUGGCGUUAUUGAUCCACGUUGUUGUUCAAAGCUACACCAACACAACAUUGCCUAUCUGGAAGACAUCCGUUCUGCCGCUGUUGUUCUACGGGCCCAAUGUCUUGAACGACCAGACUCGUGAAACUGACGUGGAUGAGCUCCAGAGACAUGCAGGGAAAAUAAAGGUGGAAUUCAAGGAUGAUGAUGGCAUUAGGUUGCGGAGAAUUGAUACCACAGCAACGGAGAGUUGA